CGCUGUCAGCCUGUCAAUGUCAAAUGUACAUUCAAUUCUAUCAUUCUUUUUCAAUAAAGCGAAUAGCCUAAAAUAUACCUGUUUGUUGUAUUUUGAUCAAAAUCCUUUGAAAAUGUCCCAAAGUGUACGUAUCGAGCGCACUAUUGUUUGAUGUCAUAAACGUAUUUUCUCGUUAGUACGUAAUUCUUUUGGACUGCUUUAAGGUUAAGGUUGGAGAGGCACCAUGGACGACUCCAACAAAUACCAGCAGAUGCAAGAUGAAAUGUCUAGGUUCGAAGCGGAGAUCUCCGGCGAGCAUGGCCUCCGGGGGGUGAUCAGCGCGGGCACGUACGGCGCGGUGCAACAGCGACUGGAACGGGCCAUUCCCCCACCGCCGCCGCCGCCCGCAAUGUUGUCGUUCGAGCCCAAUAUGCCCAACAUGCCAACCAUGCCAGGCAACAUGCCCAACAUGCCGGGCAACAUGAACAUGAUGCCCCGCAUGAUGUUCCCUGCUGUGCCGCCGCCGCCACCGCCGCCGUCUAUGCCAAACAUGAUGAUACCAGCCUCUGUACAACGUUUAAGGCCCGGCGGCAUGCCCGAGUUCCCGAUGCACUUCCUCCGGCCAGGCAUGCCGGGGCCGCAGCUGGCGCCGCCGCCGCCGCCCAAGCCGCAGCCGGUCGUGCUUUCGGCGGCGCCCAAACUUUACAAACAGACCAAGGACGAAGACAAGGAUAAGGAGAAACAUGAGAGCAAGAAGAGGAAACGCUCGCCCCCGCCCCUGCGCGCGCCGACGCCGCCGCGCGCGCCGUCCCCGCCGCCCGCGCCGCCGCCCGCGCCCGCCGCGCCGCCGCCCGCCGCGCCCGACGCCGCACAGCCCAAGCCCAAGAAAGAGAAGAAACAUCGGAAGGUGGUCCGCACGGCAGGCGGGCAAGUGUGGGAGGACGUGACGCUCCUGGACUGGCCCGACGACGACUUCCGUAUGUUCUGCGGCGACCUCGGCAACGACGUCACCGACGAGCUGCUGACACGAACAUUCAGCAAAUACACCUCGUUCCAAAGGGCGAAGGUGAUCCGCGACAAGCGCACCAACAAGAGCAAAGGCUUUGGGUUCGUCAGCUUCAAGGACCCCGGAGACUUUAUCAAAGCCAUGAAGGAAAUGGAUGGUCGCUACGUGGGCAGCCGGCCCAUCAAGCUGCGCAAGAGCACGUGGAAGAACCGCGCGCUCGACGUGGUGCGCAAGAAGGAGAAGGAGAAGGCGGCGCUGCUCUCUCUCCUCAUGGCCGGCAACAAGAGCUGACAGUGAAACGUAUGCGCUCUAUAGCUUUUCAUUUGUUAAUGUUCAUUUUUACGUGUAUUAGUAAACAAUUCUAUGGAAUUUUGUCCCUCUAUAAUUAUAUAGAGGUAUAGAUAAAUGUAUUGCUGACAUACUGACACCCGCAAUUCACAAUUAUCUUUUGUCGUUUGAAAAUAUUUGCAGUAUAUCUACAUAUAUUAUGAUACCUUUUACUACAAAUACGCUUAAAAGUAUCUUUGUUCAUAAGUUGUGUUUUAGAUGUCAACUGAAUUCUUUAAUUUAUAUCCAUAAUCUACUAUUCUCAUAAACUUACCUUAUUAGUCAUCUUUAGUGAUAUUGUAUAAUGAAUACCUACUGCAAGUUAAGAUUUUAAAAUUGUAUGUAUAAAGUGAUCCCUAUGAAUUUGACGACUCUUCCUAGAUAUAAUAAAUAAGUAUUUUUAAGGAAA
This is a messenger RNA of Cydia pomonella (codling moth), 1721 nucleotides long. RefSeq names its product RNA-binding protein 42. Bases 224 to 1276 code for a protein of 350 amino acids. NCBI's taxonomy places the organism in Eukaryota, Metazoa, Arthropoda, Insecta, Lepidoptera, Tortricidae. Gene Ontology annotation, molecular function: mRNA binding. The transcript has 7 exons. The record is from RefSeq and is a predicted model, not a curated record.